Messenger RNA from Eriocheir sinensis (Chinese mitten crab), 3019 nucleotides. RefSeq names its product tektin-2-like. The record is from RefSeq and is a predicted model, not a curated record. Lineage: Eukaryota; Metazoa; Arthropoda; Malacostraca; Decapoda; Varunidae. Gene Ontology annotation, biological process: cilium assembly; cilium movement involved in cell motility. The coding region runs from base 1079 to 2353 and encodes 424 amino acids. The transcript is spliced from 10 exons. Gene Ontology annotation, cellular component: microtubule cytoskeleton; nucleus.
AUAUACAAUGCGUUCAGUACGACAAUCUGGUAACAUUACUUGACUCUGUACCGUUUUCCUUCAGCCUCAACGUCAAUGAUCAUAAUUUGACAAUUGUGAUUUAGCAGGGCCGUACUCAGAGUAGGGGGGGCGCCCCCAUCUGCUAAAAGGUCCACUUUCUCAGAGAGUCAAAUGGAAAAACUACUAGGACUCUUUGAUCCAGUCUUUCAUUUUGACAGCAGGAAAAUGAACCCAGAAAAGUAAAUUUUUCAAAACCUGGAACACCCCGGCAGAUCUGGGCUAGCUUCGCUCGCCACUCGCCCUGCAUGUCCACGGCUACUUGGUGGCUACAAUGGCACACAUUUAGUGGAAGAAUCCCCCCCUCCCCUUUCUACAGCUGUUUUUUCUAUCAAUUUACCGAAACACUACAAUGAAGCCACCUACGUAACAGUGCCCGGUAAAGGGUUAAGGUUUGUGUAGUUGAGGCACUUCUAUAGGUAUAAUUUGUUUUUUCAUGACCCCGGUGGAAGCUUGACAAAACCGUUGUGCCAUGAACGUGAAGAAACACUCAAAACUCUCAUGUGAACGCGUUCAACUUCUUCCAUUUGUGGCCUUUGGAAAUACCUUUCCCACACGCCAGGCGGGCGCUCACCUACCCACCCUGAACACACAUAUAAAUGCUAACAGUCACAUCUUUCUUUAUAUUUUAAAAUCUGAGUAUUACAAGAUUGAUAUAAACGUGCAAUGCAUACUAACUUAAUAAUUUGACCCUUGUAGUCGUCUGCUGUCUAAUUUGGGUGGGCGGCGUGUAUUUACUUUGCCUUUAUAAGUUUGUGACAGAUUUUGUAAAAACGAAAUUAUUUACUUUGAAUGCCACUCUUCUGCUCCCUUUUUCCUCACCACCCCUUUUGAGAACCACUGGUCUAUAAAGAAUACUGACCUAAGACGCAUCAUAUCAACACUUCCAUCUUUCCCUCGUGUCCCAACGUCAUCAGUUUGGAUCCCUGUCACCCGGUUGCUAAGGUGUGGUUGCUAAGGACGCCGCCCUUCAGCCUCGCCUGCUCUUACUGACGUGGGUGUUAUCUCCUCCACCUUGACAAUGCUGCGAGUGGAGAAGCCUGUGGCGAGGCACCAGCCUGAGGAAUGGCACCGCAGCAACAAGGCACUGCGGGAGGCCAGCGAGGAUGUGCGCACCACCUCCCAUGACCUCCGGCACCAGGCACUCCACCUCAGGCACCAGACCAGCAACAAGACCACGUGGGACCAGUGUGACUCCACCACCCGCCUACAGGAUCGCAUCUAUGAGGUGCAUCGAGUCACCAAUGACCUGCAGCGCUCCCUCCAACAGGUAAAUGAUGAAAUAGCAAGUCUGGAGAAGGCCAAGCAGACCACUGAGGUGGAGUUGGAAGCUCACGUUCACCCUCUGAACAUUGCCCUCGAGUGUCUCACCCUGAGGGAGCGCAGACGGGAGGUUGACUUGGUGAAGGACAAUGCUGAGAUAGAGCUACAGAAGGAGGUGCGAGGGCUGGAGAAGUCCCGCGCCCACCUGGAAAAGAUGGUGCUGGAGGCAGUCUCCCACCUGAGGGUCCUGCACGACAGCAAGCAGCGCCUCCAGGACGACAUUAGGGACAAGCUGGCAGCUCUGGAGGUGGACAGGCAUCAGGAGGCCCUCACAGAAUACUCACCUCAGAUCUCCUUCAAGCCUGACCCUACAAGAGUGCCUGCAGGCACCAUCUUACCAGUGGACUGGCUGGAUCACUCCCUCAAAAACAUGGCUGUGACAGAGGCUGCUAUAAAGGACUCCCAGACCCUUAGGGAUAAGAUGUGUGUCACAAUUCAGACAGCUCGGCGUGAGGAUCAGACACAGCAGACAGCCACAGACUAUGCUGUCCGCUGCCGUCUGCAUGAAGAAACACGAGCCAAGGAGGAACUCCAAUGGCAGAAAGACAAACUUAUGGAUGAAAUACAUGAGCAGGAAAAGGAGAUCUCCAGCCUCGAGGCUCAGCUGAGGGCCUCUUCCCUGCCCCUGAAGGUGUCUCAGACAAGGCUAGAGGGCCGAACAGAGCGAGUCUGCCAUGACCUGGUGAGGGACGCCCCCCAGGACUGCUUGGUGGCUGAGGUGCAGCAUCUCACCCAGACUCGCACCCUCCUCCGAGAGAAGCUGGCCCAGGCCCUAGAUUCCCUGCAUGGUCUGCAGCGCCACCUACGGACAGUUGAUGUUGACCUUGGUCGCAAAAGUCUGUCAGUGAGCCUGGAAAAAAAGGUUCAAGACACACGCAAGGCUCUGAAGGAUAUGCCGCCCCCAGAAACCCUUACUCAGGCCAACCUCACCCUUACUGGCUCAUUGAGGGCACACCCCACACACAUUCUUUAAUAAAACUUCUUGCUUUAAACACCUUACUUUUUUAAUCAAUGUAAAGCAUAUUCCCUUUGCAAACCCCAUAUGAGGGGGUGACUAGACUGAACCUUCUUCUCCUUAUUCUUGUAUUCUCCUCUCUUGUAACAUGAACACCUUUCCUCCCACCUCUCUCCUUCAUGUGUUCCUUAAUAUUAAAAAAAUGGGAUCAAUCUUCUGACCAAUAAGGUUUACCCAACUGUUUUGAUUACCAGAAAAUACUGAAGAUACUAGAGUGAUAAUUAUGAGCCUCCAAUAGAUUAUCCUCCCAUGAAGUGUGGUAUGAGAAGGAAGUGUGGUUGGUCUUAUUUUCCAGUUGAUACUAGUAGUAGUAAUGUACUGAUGGAUAUAGUGAAAAUAACUAUGAAUUUGAACUUAGGGUUGACAUACCAGAGCAGAAAGUUGGUAUUAAGUUACUUGUCCCAGUUCUGAGCAAGAUACAUUUCCUAACAGGUUUUUGUAUAAUUUCAACUACUGGUUCUUGUGAGUGCUUAUGGUAUUAUGAAUAAAGGACUGUUACAUUAUUUUGACUGACUCCUUUGUCUCAUUCCUCAAAACAAAUAUCAAACAUAAGUUACUUGUUGACAGCUGUAUUGUAGAUGUCAUGUUUUUAAUCGAUGGUUUACUGUCAUACUGUUUUUGCUG